Molecule: messenger RNA, 1077 nt
Organism: Ostreobium quekettii
Lineage: Eukaryota; Viridiplantae; Chlorophyta; Ulvophyceae; Bryopsidales; Ostreobiaceae
Source: the annotation of a GenBank genome assembly
AUGGCCAAAUUCGGCGAGGGCGACCCGCGGUGGAUCGUGGAGCACCGCGACGACGGUCGCAACAUCAAUAACUGGCACUGGACGGAGACGGACUGCAUGGGAUGGGCGAAGGCGCGGCUUGGCGAACUGUGCUCGGGGCUGGUGCUGCUGGACGCCACGGAAGGCGGGACGGGUGCCACCACCACCGAGGUGAAGAGCGUGAAGGGUGAGGCGUUCGUGAACCAGCGGAAGGGCAAGAUGAUCGUGAGCUACGAGCUGGAGAUGCGGAUCGGGUGGGCGGGGGAGGUGAGGGACGCCGAGGGGGGUGUGGCGGCCAAGGGGAAGGGUACGGUGCACCUGCCGUACCUUGGAGUGGAGAACGAAGACGAGACGCCGGAGGUGCGGGUGGAAGUGGAGGUGGACGACAAGGUGGGCGCGGCGCUGAAGGAAGCGAUCAGGACCAAGGGAAAGAAGAACCUUCUUGAUGCUCUGUCAAAGUUUACCAAAGAGCUGAAGGCUGGGGGACCUGUGAAGCCACUGUCAGGUGAAGUGCCACAAGCACAGGGGCCCACCACCGAAGCCCCUGUGGAGGCAUCCACAGCAACAGUAGCAGCCGCCUCUGUGGCAGCGCCGGGCAAUAACGGAUCCAUGCAAAAAGUUAAGAAAACCAAGGGAAGAUCGAAAGGGAAGCUGCAUAUGGAGGAGCGAUUCUAUGGCAGCCCCCGGGACCUGUAUGAGUGCUUUACUAACCCCGGCAAAAUGCAGGCAUUCACUCAGAGUGCGGCCAAGGUGGACGUGAGGCCUGAUGGCGAGUUCUCCUGGUUUGGUGGCUCUGUGAGCGGACGGUUCAUCGAGCUCGAGCAGGACAAGAAGUUAUCCAUGAAAUGGAGGUUCAACAAUUGGGAGGAGGGAUGCUUCUCUCAGGUCGUGUUGGAUUUCGAUUCUCCUGCAACGGGGACGACGGUCGUGAAGCUGCAGCAGAGUGGCAUCCCCAGCGAGGACAGGUAUGGCAACGAGGACGUGAUUCGGGUGACGGAGAACGGCUGGCGCACGCAGAUCUUCCACAGAAUACGGGGGGUCUUUGGGUACGGAAUCUAA